GUCUCCCCUGGGGAUGGUGGAGGGGAACGGAAGGGGUGAUUCUUGAGCGGAAAAGAAAUGAUGCGCAUAAUCCAAUAUGGCGGAAGUGUGUUGUGAACUCCCUAGACCAAUAAGGAGCGGUUUGAUACUUUAAACGAGCUAGAAAUGACCUGAAAUAUUCACCAGCAUAACGCUGUAUUUGAGACUUUUAUUCAUGAGAGAUAAUUCAGCCAAUGUCGUUAAAGGUAGGUGUGCAAACAAAGUAUAAUUACAAUGUUCUUAGACAUUCAUUCGAACGUCUGUGCUACAGCACGAACCUGGAUUUCUUCAAAGGUAAUAUUAUACAUAGCAUUGCAGGUUGUAUGAAUAUUAUAAUUCCUAAAUUCAAGCUAAUUCUGUACGCGUGCCAAUUUGAAAAUGAAAAAAAUUCCCUCUUGGUAAGGACCAAUUAUCCAGCUAUUGUAAAUAAGCUGUUAUUUCUCGUGUCCUGCUAUGCUUUGUUGAUUGCUCAUUUGGUCACAGUUGGAAAACGCUAGCAAUAUAUUAUCUUUUGAACAUUUUCUUUUGUAUUCACUUGUUAGAAACCUAAAGGUGUUUGACUUUCUCAAAAUCAUUCACAAAUUAUGUAAGCUUAAAAGCUUUCGUAAGCACGGGAUUAGGCGUAUCAUUCAAUUGAAGGCAUGCCAACUUUUUAUUUGAAUAACGCGCUCAGGCAUUUUUUUCCCAAGCGUAGCAGUAAUGCUGGCUUUCCUUCGCCAUGAAAAUAUUUUGUCCAAGGGGAUUAUAUUCAUUUAUCUAUCACUCCUCACUCAGCCUAACCCUGAAAUGGCAAAAAAUGCUUUAAACCAACGAUAAAAGUAGUUUAACCUAAUAAUAAAAGGAUCAAAAGUCAAGCUUUGGUUACUUUUGGUAAAUACGUUUAAGCAAAGCAUGUAGACAUUGGAUAAUGAUGUUGAUACUGUCAAAUUAAGAAAUCCGUGAAAUCUUGAUUUUGGGAAUGUUCGUUGUGUUGUUAUGAAUUUAUCAGCAGUUAUCCCAGUCAAGGGGGGGUGGGGGGUGACCCAAGGGAACCCCUGGUCAUUUGCACAACGACAUUUACAAAUCCCCCCUACCCAAAACCACGUUUGUUUAACAAAAAGCUACUAACCCUCUCUUGGGGGUAAAGAAGUGUGCCCUGCUAAGUCAAAAGGUGCAAUAUUUCAAAAGAGUUCUGUUUGCCAUAAUUAAUUUCCUAUUUGCUACGCUUUUUUAUUAUACAUAUAAGAGUUAAUUAAAUUAAGCAAAGAAAGCUAUUCCACCUGUUUUCUGCACAUGAUGAGGUUCAGCUUACCUUGUAAGUCAUGGAAUGGGAAAGGAGAAAAUAUUUAUGUUUCCUGGUAAUGAAGAACUAGGAUUCCUUGAACAUAUUUUGAAAUGCUUUAUAUUAUAAAUAUUUAUAGAUAUUUACAAAUCCCGUGGGUCUUCUCCUGGGGAGGUGUGAGAAAUCUGUUUGCUUUGAAAGCCUGUAGUGAGGAGGCCUUCCGACGGGUGGAAGUGACAGGUGACAUGACCCCAAAAACUGGCAACAAUCUUCUCGGAAAGCAUGGGACAAUGAACAGAAAAGGAGGCAAUAAUUCUGACAAUGGCAAUCUAUAUUUUAACUAGUGAAAGCGACAUCUGACGUCCGCAGUGAAACAACAAUUUCUCUUCCAUUAUUUUCUAACAUUUUCUGUUAUUUUCUUUGAAUCGUUUUUUAAUGUUGGUAUUUAAUAUUAAAGACCAGUCCCUCCAGCAAGAACGGUCAAUAACAGUUAAUUCUUUCCAGCUUCUAUUUAUUCAGCUGUAAGUUCCAAGUAAGUUCCAAAAUUGAGUAUAACAAAAAAGUAUGCUGAAUGGACAGCAACAUUUUCUUCCUAGAUAAAAUGCAACAGCAACAUUUUUCCUAACCUACAAGGCAUCAGGCAGUCUCAGAAAUGACGGACUAAGUGACAGCGGCAUAACCCCCCCCCCCCCACAACUGGACUGCCUCUGUAGUCUUUUGUAUAGAAAGUACUGAUUUUGCCUACCAGUACUUCCAUUUUGUGGAUUCCUUUCACAUAGAGUCUUUGGGCUGGCUCGGGUAGUACAGCAAUAUUAUUGUUUAUACAGACUGUAUAUCUUCUAAUUUUAAAUGGGGUCUUCUAACUUUGCCAUAGGAGUAGCGUUACAUCUCAUCUAGGCUCAGGGUGCGAAGAAAAUCAGUUUUACAGCUUGCCAUUCAGGCAAGCUGAAGCUAGCAUUUACUAGCCUGGACGUCAUUUCAGCUAGCUCCAAAAGCUUUUUGACGAGCAGAAUUGAUUUCACAGUUCUUCUCUUAUUUGAAUUCCUCAAAAAACAUCACUUGCCCGUCGGGCAAGUUAAAAACAGAAUUCAGUAGCCUGAUAGCAAAAUCCACUAGCCCCGGGCUAUUGAACACUAGUUUCUUUGCACGUUGCGGCUAAAAUAUACUUUGUUUUUAUUCCAUAUUGCUUCUGGUUUCUUGUGGGAAAAGGAAAGAAUUUCACUUAAAGCCCUUGUCAUGUUAACCCUGUGUAACUGAAAAAAUACAUGUACUGAAAUGCAAAGAUUAAAAUGUAUAAACAGACUUACAAAUAUGGAUGACUUGUUGAUCUUAGGAAGAAGAGAAUGAUUGGGACUGGCGAUCCUUGUGCCAGGACUUCUUGUUUGAUUCUCAAGUUCCACAUCUAGAAAAUCUCUUAAAAACUCACUAUGCAGGAGAUGUAAAGAAUUUUAUUCAACAAUAUCUGGAACCUGUUUUAGCAGUUCUAAAGGACAUCAAACUAUCAGCUGAGGUAUGUUAUACAUGUCAUGUAUAAAGAAGAUUUUUUCUGGGUAGAAGGUUGACCCUCCCAGCCAAGUCAACUUAAGCAAGUGUUUAUAUGAGAAAAUGGUUGAUGCCUUUGCCCUGUUCAAGAUUACUCAUGCAUGCUCUGAUUGUCUAAAACCAAAGUGUUUAUAUGGAGAAAAGUUGGCGUGGAUACAAGGAUGACCCUGCCAUCACAAAAGGGUGACACGGCUGGACAAGUCACCCUUCUAACCAAGCCAACUUUUUGUUUCUCAUGUAAAUGAUUUUUCACAUUUUGUAAGGAAAUAUAUGAAAAGAUGGAUCACCCAGGGUAGCUUGGGUGGGUGAGUAACCCUUCAGCCAAGGACAAAAAUCCUCCACAUCAUUUUCUCCAUAAUGAUUGGAAAACAUUAUGCAUGGAUAGAUCUUGAACCUUGACCUUUCUGCACCAAAAGCAACACAAUAUUGUCAAUGUUCAAAUACUGUUCUUUUAUUCACGAUUCUCUGUCAUCUAUUCAUUACUGGGUUAUUUCAUUCAUUUGUAGUUCACUUUAUACAAUAUUUUUCUAUGCAUUCAUAUUCAGUUAAUUAAAACAAUUUUUCUUAAGUAGUUGUCUUUAUUUUAAAGAAAAAAAACAAGGCUCCUACUCUUUGACUGUUUUAUUUCAGACUUUUUUCUCUGGUAAUGGAAAGGUAGAUGAUGCCUGGAUUCCUUACUACAAGAAAUUUGUUGGUAGUAUCAUUCAUUUAACAAGAAUAGACCGUAGGCUUCAUAAAGGUGACUUCUACAUAAGCACCAGUUUUGCUGUUCCUGGCCAUCUCAUUGUCAAAUAUCAUGAUGCAGGAAAUGUUCGGUCAUUUCCUUUGGAGGCUGAAGAUUUUCCUGAAAUGUGGAAAACAGACUGGACCAACAAAAUGAGAAUGGAGAUGCAAGGUCGGUUUUUGUUUCUGAACUGUGUUGUUAACACCAAGAGAGGUUUAGAGAGAAGGCCUUGGAGGUACCUAAUGUCAGAAUCUGGAAAUGUUAGUGUGAAGCAGUUUAAGGGUGAGUCAUCUUCUGAGCUGCUGUUUUAAUGUAGAAUUUUGCAUCGGUCAUUGUAUCAUAGUCUCUUUAACUAAAACCAGGGCUUCAAAGCUAUGACAGGAAUCACUAAUGUGAAAAGAUCAGUGCAGCAUGUGGUAUUUCUAAAAAGAAAAUGGCUUUAGGGGUUCACUUUUAAGGAACUAACGUUGCUGGGGAGGGAGAACUUGGCUGCUGCUCCCUUUAUAUUAUUAUUUAUAGUAGAAAUUUAAGUAUAUCCUAAUAAUUUAUCAUUUAUUACCCCCCCAGAAUAAUAAAAUCUUAAGUAGCUGAGUUGUAUAAAGGAUUCAGCACUGUUUUGCUGGCUACUUUCUCAAGGAGACACUGACAAUCCAGCUAUAAAAUUUAGGAGAAGAAAGUUAUUAACCUCGUCUGUUUGGUCAUUAAGGAGACAUCUCAGACCUUGGCCUUGAUGUAUUGACCUUGCUAUCUCCUUGUCAAUACAUCAAGCUGGGCGUCUGUUUGAGAUUUCCCUGUAAUGACCUUACUCUGGUUAAUAAGUGGUAUGUAAUGCUAAUAUUAUCUGAUAAAGAAUUAAAGGUUUUCAUUUGAUCAGGGACAAUUUAGAAACACAAUGAUUCAGACUAUAUCAUUUUUUUAUUGCAAGUUAUUGUCUGUCAUAUUGGAUUGCAAAAUAAUUUAUGAACACACAAUAAAUGCAAAUAUAGGACCGGGAAAGAAAUGUUUUCUGUGCACAUUAAUUCACAGUGGUGGUGGGGUGGGGGGUCGUUUGGAUGCUGUUUACUUUGGAGGAACCUCUGUGUUUAUGAAGAAAACCCUGAGUAGUUCCCCAGAGACCUCAAAACAUUCAUGAUUUACUAUUAAGCAUCUGAUUUACUAAAUUACAUGAAUUUAUGCCUAAAAUUUACUGAUCUUGAGAGUGAACUUCCUUAUCUGAAAAGUAUGUUAAAAAAAUCCUCCAAAGCAAGUUCAUAAGUUAUUGGUUGAAAAAUUUGUACAAAUUAUGGCAAAUUAUUGCAAAUUGAAAAAUGAAGUUAGGUUUGAAAUUAUCUUACGUUAAUAAAGAACUUUAAAGAGUUGCAGACAGCAACCAAAAGCACUCUUCCUGUAACUUGCUACCCACUGUAACAGUGCAUUAUAAGAAUCUACCUACAGAUGACAUACUUUUUCCUUCUUUGUAAGUCAUCUACUCUUGUCAUUUUCUUAUCUCAGGGGCAUCUACUUGAAAAAUCUUUCUUCCAUAAACAGCAACUUAAUGAACACUUCUUAUAUGGCACUAUUUAUUUUAUUUGGACUACAGCUGUUUGUGUCAAGAAAAGAUCAUCAAUCUAAGUGCCUCUUAUAUUGAAAACAUUUUGAAUUUUCAAAGCCAAGUACUUCUAGUGUUUCUUUAUCACAUGUUGUUUAGGAAUCUUAUUUACAUAAGUAUUUUUCUGUUUCCUUUUGUUUUUACUAUUACUUUACUCAUAUCUAUUAUCAUAUUAGUUUUUUAAGUAUUAAACUCUUUAUUUUAAUUUGAAGAUCAAGUGCACAAGUUUACUAAUUCCAGUUGUUUAUAUGUCUGUCAAAGAAAGACUAGCAAUAUAUGCAAGGAUAUUCAUCGUAAUAAUAAUAGUUGUUAUUCUUCAUUUACAUUUCCGUAUCCAUAGUAAUUGAGGAGGAGAGCCUAGAGAAAAAUGUAAUGAAAGUAAACCGACAGUCUUUGUUUAUGGAAAAGCCACUGAGUGCUUUUGAUGUCAACUUCGAGCUUCUUCAUAGUGGUGUGGCUUCUCUACCAGGUAUAAUUGACUUAUAUGUAUAUAUUAUUCAUCAACUGUACUAUAUCACAGCUAUUUAUAAGGACGAUGCUUUAUAGUCAUUUAAGGGAUGUUUUUAGUUCUGGCUGUUUUUUUUUCCUUACUGUGCGUAGCAAAAAUGUGUGCAAAAACUCGGCUGUCUGUAAGUAAUGUUUCGACCUGUGAUGCCACUUACACUGUUUGUAUUUUGUGAAGUAAAUGUGACCUUUAUCUAUUGUAUGUUAAUUCCAGCACGUGCUUUCUCUUGUGGAACUGAUUCUUUAAGUAUGAUUUGUAAUUUCUAUAACUUCCAUAAUAUUUCCAGUUUUGUUGCAUUUUUUAUUUUGCUAUUUCAUUUACUGGUGGCAAAGCCAAAACUUGAGAUGUCUCUGUUCAUUCAAGUAUCAAAAUGGGUGCUAAAAACAAGUGCAAUAUCACUUGUGUUUGUAAUAUCAUACUAUAUGGAUACUAAUAUAGGUGCUCAUUGGACUCAUUGGUUAGUUUAAGUACGGUAACUACUUUGUGAUUUGCAGUCAGGAAAUAUUGUGUUUUUGUUGUCCUUUUUGUUUGGCUCUAUUUCCAUGGUUUCCUCACCAAACAAAUUAUCAAUAAUUACAUCAAUAAUACUAUGAAGCACAAUGGGUAUCAUUUCUUAACUUUAAAUAAACUAAGAUGCAUUCAACUCAAAAACAUCAAUAUUUCCAUUGCAACUUGCUGAUUCAUUUUGUUAUAAAUAGUGUUGAGCUAUUUAAUUUGACAAGGAAGUUUAGCAUUGAUGAAAAAGGGAAGUUUAAUUUAGGUAUCAGCUGUAUUAAAAAGGCUGACACGUGCUGGUUAUUUUCACGUUGUAUGUCUUAGAUGUACAAUUUAACUUUUUAUCUUUAAAACUUUUCGUCAAUAAUGUAUUAUGGAUAUUCAAGGUUUAGUUUGCUAAAUGAUGUUUCUUAAGGUCAACAAAUUUUUUACUUGUUUUACCCUGAGUAUUUUAAGUGAAGGAAUGCCAACUACUCACAAACGUGCUAUAGAUGACAGCUUAUUUAAGUGGCGUGACAAUAACACACUCGGUCUACUUGAGCUGUCAAUUGAAGGAUUUCAAACUUAGUUCUUUAAAACGCGUAAAGCACGUUUGUACUUUCAAUUCUUGGCAUAGGAUGGCUGUAAGAAUUAAUUUUGGAAGUUGUGAGAGAAAUUUCCAAUUUUAAAUUGAAAUGCACAGAAUACGUCUUAAAACUACCUAAAAAACGGGUGGUACACUCUGUUAAGAGGUUAGCUCUGAAAAAAUAUUAUCUUUUCCUGUUUUUACUUAAAAUGAAUAAGGCUCGCAGCUUCGCGAUAUAACAGGGCCCGCGGAGCAGUUUUUAAAGUACGGGGGCCGGUGACCACUUCUUUUGAAGUGGGGUUGUUGGGGGGGGCGGGGGGGGAAAUUUGGCCGUUCUCUCUUUGUGGCUGGUUAGAACAGUCAGAUUACCGAACCUUUCUUGCGUCAUUGUUGAGCGGAGUCAUGUUUAUAAAUUUCAAGCCGCUGAAAAGUACCUUUCUCCUGCUGAGCCUGAUUGCACAUGCAAGAUCCACCAGUAGAAGUUUGCUGAUCAUGAUAUUACACUGUAGGUUCCUGUAACCCGUUCAUUUUGUCUAGUACGUCAUCGAAAUGCGUCAGAGACUAUACCAUCAGCCGAUAUAAUUUGUUUUAAGAAACCGUAGUUCCGUGGAGUAGUCUUCAGAUUUAAAAGAGAACCUUCGUACAAAAGACUCCAUUCCGCAUUGUUGCAUAUCCCCCCCCCCCAGCCCCUCCCCCUGCGCGGGCCCUGUAUAAAUGUUUCUGUGUCAUUGUGAGUGAACAUCCAUCUUUUGAUUAAGACAAAAGGCUAAAUUACGUUUCAAACAAUUAAGCUAUCCGGUGAUUCGCUUGAAGGUGCAUGAGAUCAGAUGCAGAAAUAUCUGAUCUUGUUUUUAUGCAGCUUAAAAAAAAAACACUGCAGCAGUAAUUACGCACCUGGCCAGAACUCAUUAACGUUUUCAAAGGAUAUAUUUUAAUUGCACGGAAGAACUUUACCGCAUUAAGCUCAGACGGGACAGCAGAGACGUGCACAGUUAAAGCUACAGUUUAAAGGUAUUUACCGUUAACUGCAUGAACGCAAUACAGGGUUUCUCUUGGUGUACACAUUCAUUCUUCAGGAAAAACUGCCUUAUCGUUAACAAAAACUUUUUUGGUCUUCAAUUUUAUGCAGAAGCGUUUUUGAAAACAGUCCUCUGUUCAGUGCGCUACGACUCCCAAGAAUAGACCGCGUGUGUUCAAGAUUAAGUUUUGGGUUUCCUGAAAUUUGUUGGAUUAGGACACAGAAGAGAUUGCGAUUUUACUAGAACGUUAAAGAUGUAGAUAGAUGAUUGACAAUUUUAUACCAAGAGUCUACAGUGUGAAGCAUUAGUAAAAGCACCGUGUAAUUAAGCAGAAAAUAAUUUUAAUGUGAUGGUUAUCACUGUUCACUAUGACGAUAUCAAUGACGUCAGAUGGACAUUAAUCAAACGUAUUGCAAACAAUUCGUUUUGUCAAACAACUUUUCCUAUCUUACCCAUGUAUAUGGCUGACGUUUUUGAAAGGACAGUUUCAGUUACCUAAUUAACUUUUUAGUUGUAAUAAUAAUACAGUAUUUUCAUCAACUGAAGACAGGUGCAGGCGGCUGGCCGCUAAGGAAGGGAGGGAGGGCAUGAUACUUUUAUAGUAGGAUCACCCUUUUAGCAAGUUUAUGUAUUUUAAGAAGGGAGUGGUGGCGUUUUUAACGUUUUUGUAUCCAGGAACCUCUACUUCCCAGUCUCUGGAGUUUCUAGAUCCGAAAGCAAGGUUGUAAGUUUUGUCUUUUGUAGUCGAGCGCAUCCUGUGUCUUAGUUGGCGAACUGUUCCCUGUCAGUCGUGAUAUUUAGUUUCUUAAUCUACCGCAUGAAAGGAAGUAGAACGCUGCAGUAAAUGAAAAAGUGUGAACUAAAAACAAUAUCUAUUUGGUACUGAAGGAGGGCCGGCUCUGAUCAGGUUAGUAAUUAAAGAAGGUAAACCUAGGAAACGGCACCUAAUAGGAACUGCGGAAAACGUUAUACUAUGUAAGUCUUCCAGCCGGGAAAAUGCACUGUUUUUACUCAAACUUGUUCUGUUACUAAGAGAAGAUCAGACCUUCAGCUCCAGCCAACUACUCUAGAAUGACUGUAUAUUAGAACUUUAUCACCUUAGAGAAACUGAACACACGAGCAUACUCACGUUGGAGAUACAUGCGACCAACAUUGGGGUUAAACAGCCAGGCGAUCGACCUUUAACCGGCACCAACUCUCAGUAACCUCACGCAACCAAAAUAAUCUCCCUUGCGAAUUACAAAUUGCGGCAUUCACAUUUAAACACACUUAUUAAACUUGAGAGGAAAGCAUACGACCAAAUGUUGGUCAAAAAAGCUAAACUGACCAGUUGAACAUAUAACGAUGUAAAAAGGCCGUUGGAGCGCUUUGCUUAGUUCACGUGGGGUACGUACCACCAUUUUCGCAGUUCUGUCCGCACACGACCUUACUCACGAGACAAACAAACUUCCGACGGGUCAAGACUGAAAACAACAAUACCGUGAGCCUAUCCCACUACAAACCCAACAAUUAAAAUGAUGUAUGGCAAAUGAGUAAUAGUAGACAAUGAAACAAAGGAUGAAAAAGCGACUUUCCGCCAGUGUAGCAGAGUGGGAGGAAAGAGUAAUGCCGCAUCCAGAUCUCGCGUUCAACUUAUACCAAUUCUGCAGCCCUAAUAUUUUUAUAUUUCUUACUGAUGUGAUGUGUCUACGGCGCCAAUUUAGAGGUUAGCAAGACUAAGACUGACCACCAGGAGGCGGCCGAGGAGGUGCUAAUCAAGCCGCCUUUCAGUCUUCGAAAUAAUUCACUUUUGUAGAAGCUUAAAACCGAGGUCCAAGACGCCCCUAGACAUUACACUGAAAGGAGAUUUGGUGCGGAAAUUUUAACAGUCAGAGUAGUGGUGGAUACACUAAACACCAAAUUUAUCUUAAUGUAUCCGCACGCAUCCAAAGAAAUGUAGGCUUGUUUCCAACGUUGCCACGAAAAUCGAUCAAACUCUCUGAGGCACUUGCACAACUAAGCUUUGGGUAUUUAUUGGUGGAAAUCAUACGUCCAGUACAAGAGAUAGAAAAGAAGCUCGUCUUUCAUAGGUUCAGGCGAAAGAAACUGGAGAGCGUAAUACUGAGUAGUGCAGUCGUUUGUUGGCAGGGCUACUAUUAUUUUGCAUCGCUUUGAAGAGCCUCAAAACAUCUUUGUUAAAGAAAAAUACAAAUGAUGGCUUUGUUUUGUUUUGUCUUGUUCAUGAAUGACUACAACCAUCAGUCAGAUGGCCCAAGUGAUAGUAGAUUGUAAUAACUUGCGUCUUGCAGUUCAAAUUGCUUAAAACUAUUAAAAAGGUGCUCGUGGGUGAUUUUUAGAGGAAAAAUUCACUGUCUUCCCAAGCUAACAGUAAUUUAUUGAACGAGUGGUAUGUAUAUUUAAGUUUUUUGUUGGCAAGGUUUGAACCCUAAAAGGUCCGAAUUUCUCGUGAUAAAGGCCCGUUUAAUCCGAUUGUUUGACGUGUAGUAGCGCAAAGUAAUAGAUUGAAGCUUCUCCCUUUUGAUUUGUCAUGUUAGGAAACAGAGACUUGCGAGGUGGACCAAUUCUUGUUAUUGACACAUCAACAUCUCGGCAGGAUUGGGGAAAUGUGGCUUAUACGAGCAUGGAAUUAACAAGACUCUUCAUGUACUUCCAUACCAUACCAAGGUAAGUCAGGCCAAAGUAACUAAACUAAUUACAUAACACUCAGUACUUUUCGUGCAUUUAUCCUAGAUCACGAGGACCUUUCAGCAGAUUCUCUUUAAAGAGAGAUCAACUUCUAGUGUACCAUGGUCCAACUUGACUUUUUUGCAAACUAGAUUGAUCUCCUUCUAACUUCAUCAUUUGCAGCCGCUACUUAGCCUGAAAUUCAUCCGAUUGCUUCGAGUCCUUUUGUCCUCUCAACAACAGUAAUAACGACUGGAAGUAAUCGGAUGAAAUUCAGGCUCGCCGCUACUUGAUUUGACCUCAAAUUAGUACAAACAAAAAAACCUGUUGUCACGCAAGAAUGGAAUUUUGACAGUUUAUCCGAGCAAGAUAUUCAACAAUUUGUUAAAUCUUCAAAAGAUAUCUUCACUCGGACCGGAACUAUUGAAAAUCGAAUGUCGAACUAACUAGGUUACCUUUUUUGAUAGUCGCCCAAGUGAUAUGUGUUUGUUUCGUUUUAAACACCACAUUCUAAACUAAACAUCAUUUAUCUUUUCCUAUAAAUAUACUUAUUCCCGUACAAUUUUAGUCGUAUAGUCAAAUCGUGCCUUGCCAGCCAUUCAGCCUGGGAGCAAACUAAGCAAAACCUGCGUCACCCAUGCGGGAAGUAUUGAAAGGGGUGUACCCCCCGUCCCCCCGGGGGACUCUCGUAUAAAAGAGGCGCGUAUGCUCGUCGGAAAAUUAGAAUUAAACUAAGAAGACUAACUGGGCGUGGCUUAGGCCGGCUUAUUUUAUCCAGCAGAAGACCUUUGUUUUUUUAUUUCGGAAGUCCUUUACCUAAAACCCAAAGCGACACCUUUAUAGGUCAAAAUAUUGCUUUUCCGUGCAGAAUAACCUAAGUGAGAGCCUCCGGUGAAAAUGUACCACGUGGGAGAAUAAAUUAAUUUUCCCUUCUGUGAACCUUUUUUUGGGCUGCCUGGAGCUUAUCUGCCACGAUAAGAACUGAUGAUAUUUAGCUAUAACUUAAGGGUCAAUAGAUGCAAUACCAAGAAUAGUUCAUUAGUGUCUACAUUUCACUGGUACUGUAGAAACUUACAAAAGAUAUCGGAAAUAACCUUACUAUCUUACAGUGCUCGCAGUCUAGUCUUUUCACUUGAAACUAGAGAUAUCCGGUAAGAUCUGUUCAUGCGAGGUACUGGUGCUCCUGGUAGAUGGUUUGCUAAUAUAAGUGUACGGAUGUAGAAUAUUUGCCUCUUUCACACGAAAUGAAUGUCAAAUACCUUACUCAGUAAAAUGCUCAGGCGAUCUGAUUUCCAGUAAAAGAUUUUAUUGCCGUCUAAAAAUGAAUUCUGAUGUUCUCUGUAAUAUCUUAAGCUGUGAAUUCUCUUUCUUUGUUGCUUCCCUGUUAUUUAUCUAUUUCAUUGUAAUUGUAGCUAUUGUUGAAGAACUCUGAUUUGUGUAAAAUAUCGUGUCGCAGUACAUCAUUUCCCCGCCUAGCGUCCAUUCUUUAUUGUAAGGACAUAUUUAGUAAAAAAGAUUGUUGUUGUUCCUGCUGCCGGUUUCUAUGUACAAAGAAAUCUUAUCUUAUUGUAUUGAUAACUUGUAUUGGUUUCCACGCCCAUCUGUGGUAUGGUUCGAGUUUUAUUAUCUACCGGCCCCUCCCUUCCUUACGCCACUGUCUGAUCAGUGAAGUAGUAAAGCUUGGUGUUGGAUCCAUCUACAGCUAAACUAGCGAUACAAGACGCUACACUGAAAAAAUCAGUGUUGUCAGUAACUUGCUUCAACCUUUACGUCUCGACGCCAUUACUUGAAAUGAGUGCAGCAUUUGGCCAGGUGGGUUAUUGUGUUGGAUAGACAUAACGCUGAAAAGCACUCACAACAUGUUUAUACACCUGUAAACUAAACAAUGAUUAACAUAAAUAAGCUCACAUGAGCGGCUUAUGAUGACACUUGGGAUCUUUACUCACGACCGGUUGUUGAAAUCCAAAGCUUGUCCGAUCUUUAGCAGUGAUUUUGCCACUUUAAGGCGGGAGGUAUGGUGAGAAGUAAGACAAGUAACGUAGCCCAGUGUGAGGUAUGAGAUAUUGGUCGGUAUUAUUCUUUCAGUGUAGGGCAUAUGAGAAAUAUCAGUCAGUCAAGGUCAUGCAUAAAAUAUUCACCAACUGUCUAAACUGCUUUAUCUUUUCUUGAUUAUAAUUCGCUAAUUCGUUCGCUUUGUUGACAUGCAAUAAUAUGCCCACUCUGUUGUUUCCCUUAAUUUUCUGGUGAAAAGUGCAGAAAAACAAAUAAUAAUAACAGGUAGAAACUCAGAAUUGUUUCCUUGCUUCCAAAUCUAAAAUUCUUGGAGGUGACGAGAGGGAUAGUAUCCCGGGUUCACUGCCGUCUGGUGUGUCAGCGGUGUCCUCCGGCACUUCACUGUUAUCAUGUUAGUUUCCCUUGUUUGAUAACAGUGUUGACAACUUGAACAGACUCAAUUUGUAGUUUAUUUCCUUCCUUUCACGGUGUGAACUGCAUCCUUAUAAUCUCCUAACUCUACAGUCAGCCUUGCUUUUUUUAUGUUCGCUUUCAAAAAAAUAUUUUACAGACCAGAAGGUAGACAAGAUCCAUCAGGAGCCGAUACCUUUGUUUUGUACGUUGGCCCUUACAAAUGUCUUAAAAAAACCAAGAUAUUCCCAUACAUGUCGUAAACUGCCCGGAGCAAGAACACUUUUGGAAGCACGACUGGCAUGGUAACAUGAUCACAUCGUAUACAUUGUAGAAAGAUUGAUUUGUCUACAGUGACCACAUGUCUGAGUUCAGACUGACCAAGUGAGUUGGUGGCACCUUGAUUUGCUGGAAAACGUUAAUUACCGGAUGUUCCAUUUAUCCUAGCUUGUUUGCCUCCUCAUUCUCACAUCCAAUCGAAAUCAGUCCGCUCACCAAUGUGAUAUCAUUGUUAUAAAUUUUGGCUGAUUUUUAGAAUACCGUUUUCCACAAAGUCUUUGAUGGCAGAGUCAGUAAUCAUACUAGCGUAAUCGUUUUGAGGAUCCUUCUGUGUUAUGUCACUAGGCCAUAUCAGUGCUGAAUCAUGUGCAGUGAAGCUUGUCUAACAUGGGCGUUUUUUGUCCAAGCCCCCCUCUCUCUCCAAUGUAUGUUUGCCAUUGUCGGCCAAUACGUAACGUUUCAAGCUUUGUGCUGUUUUUGUUCCUUGCAUGAGUGCGUGUCGCAUGCCCUGUAGCAUGGUAAGAACAUUCCAUCAGACACAACUUGUAUCCACGAUGUAUGUGAGUUUGUGACGAGUUUCCGUGUAUAUAGCAAUCGUGUGUGGCUAGUCGCGGUGCUAAAAUGCUGUUUUGAGAAGGCCGGAAAUCUGAACUACUUUAUCUGAUAUCUUUUUCUUGGUGCGCGCAUUUGUUUAAUAUACGGUAAGAGAGAUACAAUGGUUGACGUGCCAUUUGAAGGGCAAGUUUGAAAGGGUCGUGAAACCGGCCACAGUGAAAUGUUGUUUAUCUUACACCGUUUUCUCUCGCGCUUGCUUAUCUUUUCGCUUGUCCUGAAAAACUGUUUGCAUUUGCUUUUCUCAGUACUCCAGUAGUACUCCAAUGAAAUCAUUUUUGAUCAAGUCUUUAAUAGAUCAAGAAAUAGAAGUAAAAUAGAGGAAGCGCGCUUUUGUGGGGCUAUUAUAAAGCUUUUUGUCUUUGCAACGCGGUGAAAAAAACCUAAUGGCAGAUUUGCGUCUUUCCUGCUUCUAUGUCCGCGACAUCAACUCGAUUUAUAUACUUUGUGUUACGUUUUGCUGCCAAAUUGAUGCAUUGUGUCAAGUUAGAAACACUCUUGGUCCUCUCGCAUUUCCCUUACAACAUGAUUUCCAACGCUGAACGCUCUCUUCCGUGUAAUAACAGUUAAAAAUGUAGUAACUCGAAUGUUGAUUUAUUGUUCAUGUUUUUGUAAAAAGGUAAGAUCUGUAACUUUCCCACGAUGAUGUCAGUAUUUAUCACAGAAUGUACUUGUUUGUUUAUUGACAGUGUGGCUCCUUUCGCCGGAAAUUUGAAAAGCACCAUAAAACAUGUGAUAAAGUGCUGUCAGUGAGGUAUCAAAUGUCGUGCACGAAUUUUAACGGCUGUUUCAUGAAUGUUAUCUUACUUUUCUGUUAUUCAGGAGUGACUGCCGUAAACUUGGAUUUUCUGUCAUCAUCGACGCUAGAAAAUCGACUACGAAACGAAAAUACCUUGAAGAAAUAGUGGAGGCUAUGGUCUGCUUUCAGGUUUGAGAUACGUUUUGAAAUAUUUUGGGCCGUGAGUAUAUUGAGUGUACUGCUGUACUGUAGGUACAUUAGUUCAGUUUUCUUGUACACUUAGUAUCUAACUGAAUAAUGGAAAUACUGUAGUUGUUUUCUCUUUCUUGACUUGUUUUUUAGCUAUUCAUGUUAGACUAUUGAACUUAAUAAAUGAGAACAAUUUAAAAUUAACUUGUACUUUUCAUGCAAGGUAUGAAUUGUCAAGCAUUCCCCUGUAUUUUUAGAAAAUUGCGGACGCAAUUAUGUUAUAAAGUUGCUUAUGUUCAGUUUAUGAUUCAGAGCGUGAAAUUUGUACCUCUUUUUCUUCUUUUGGGCUUUCUAAAUUUGUCACUUGUUCGCCAGAAAUAGCGCGUUUUGAAAGUAUACAAAGCACAAUUUACUAUAUUGCAUAUAAAUGCGUAUUCCACUACUUUUGUACAAGAAGUUCAUGAUAGCCCAGCAUUGUAAAUGCGCUUUUCAAUAGAUCUCGCCCGCAUGCAAAGUUCUUCAUUAACAAAUAACAGCUUUUCUUUCUAUAGUUCCUUUUGUUGGCGGCAUUUUUGUUUAUAGUUGAGAAAUAGCGUGACAUAGGCGCAAAUCAGGCAAGUUUUAAUGAAGCACGGCAUUGUAAAGAGAAGUCCUUGACCCUGUUCUGCCAUCCACUUGCUUCAGCUUACAAAGCAAUUUAUUUAUCGGGAAGCAAAAUUUGAGGAAAACCAUAUCGAUGCUGAAGUAACUUUGCCGUUUCACCCAUCGCCGCAUGCUGUUCCCUCUCGGUUCCAAAUAUAAAUAUACAUAACGAUGCGUGACCUCAUUUGCUUUUCAAUUGAACAGAAAUAAAUCCUGCUGCCGAAGUAAGUGAAGACCCCCGGAGUUGUUCUUUUAUUAUUUAUUAGUUGGUUAAAUACGGUAGUUAGUUAAUAACCUCAUAUAUAUAUAACCUUUUUCUAAGAAUUUUAUAUUUAUGUAGAAAAGGGUAUUUCGGGUGUUUGAAAAACAUAGACUUUUAAAAUUAUAAUACAAACUUGUAGCCCAGAGAACACAAUGUACAACUUCAUGAUUAGGCAAUUAUCACGGGUUUUCUUCCUGCGAGCCCGCGCGCGAGCCAGCUUACGGGACGGGUACGUGCCCCCUUUUGCUUUCAGAUGCUGAAGGUGUGGAAGUGAUAAUGAAAUGCUAAUGCCUCUGUAAAUUUUAAUUUACACCGAUAUUUUUUAUCUGUAGUUCUUAUUGCAAUUAUUUGGAUUGUAAAUAUUGUUUCAUCCCAUAUUUAAAACAGAUUUCACGUUUGUUUUUUAUUAGGAGAGUACUCCAGGAGCUGUUCACGUGGUGUACAUCCUAACAAAGAAGGAUUCUCCUCUUAUGUUAUUUAGUGGAUCAAAGGUCAAGGAACAACUCAAUUUUGAGGUAAUGAUACAUCAACUAUCCUUGUGAUAAAUGCUACUGACUUAUUGUAGACUGUGACUAGAGCGAGUAAAAUAUGCAAACUCGUGCGCAUGUCACCUUCAUCGAGGGUGGUAAUUUUCACGCGCGCUCGCGUCUUUUGCCCCCUGUUUAGGGAAAUGAUGUACUUCACGUAGAGCAGGCUUAUGGUUAAUCAGCUUAUGAGGCUGAUAAUCCCGUGAAAGUCCCGCCGUGGCUUUUUCGGUCCAGAGACUUCAAGUAGCUAUUUUAUGUGUUCAUUGAAAACUUAAAUCUUUUGAGAUAUGUGGACAUGAAGCCGGGGGGAAGGGGGGGCGGGGGUACUCAUUUUAUGUAUGUAUGCAUCCGGGGAGGCUCCGCCCCGAGUUCCAACCCCUUACCCCUUUCUCAUACCUAAUUUAGAACUUUGGAUCCCAAUAACUGCUGUAAAUGCACCAGACUACAAAACAUUCGUUUUUUUCUCAAAAUCAGUUUAGUGUAGCGUAAGAGUAGCGUAAGAGCCUCACACGCCCGUAUUUCCCCAGUCUCGCUCCAGACCUUUUGUUUGCAGUGACUGUUCGCAUGUACUUGAGUAUGCAAAAAUGCGAACUGUUUUGUAGACUAUAAAAUAUGAAUUAAUCAAUUAAUCCUUUUUGCGAUAUGAUACAUGAAGACUGCAUGUACUUUAUAUGGCAAACUGUGUUCUGUAGCGUUCUCUCUCCUACAAUGUACGUAAAAAUACACAAUAGUUUGCAGUUCUUCUUUUUUUCUUGAGUAGAUAGUUCGUCUUUUUCGGUUACCUGCUUCAUUAUUAAAAAUGAGGUAACGUUUGAAAAGAAUGCUGCAAUAUCAUGGUUUAGUUUCCCUGGUCUCCCGGCAGAGAUUUUCUAUCUUCUGUUGCCCAUUGUCGAGGCUUUGCAGCUCAAGCUCAUUUCAAGAAAAAGAAGAAAGAAUACCCCACGAAGCGGGGUGCAUUGUUAACCGUUCAGUUUGUUUGUUUUUUGUUGUUAUGAUGGCCAGCUGCUUUAGUAAAAUUUCAUAUGCUGUAUACUGCUAGCGUGACCUAGCAGGUUAACACAUUUUAAUGGUCCAUACUUUUUCCACUGAAACGCUUAAGAAAAUUAAAUGCUAAUCAGUCUUAUUCAUCAUAUCAUUUCCAGCACACCUGCCGUUAGGUCAAGUGUUUUCAUUAACUCUGAAACAAAGGAGACAAUAUCUUUCAAUUUAGGGUCACUUAACUGAAGGGCCAUACUAUAUUAUUGUUUGCUAAGUGCAGUUUAAGGAUGUUUUGCAGACCAUAUUCUUAAUAUCACUUCAUUUCUCGUGCUUAAUGCCUGUACAAUGCUAUUUAAACUAUGCACUCGUGUCCAGGCCUAAAAACCUGUCCAAUGUUAUUAGUUCUACUUGUCUAUGAUUUUCGCGCCCUCAUACGCCAUACGCCAUACGCCACUUGCACAUCCCCCAUAAUGCACCUUAUUUCCCCCACCCCAAAUUUUGCAUAACCUUUGUUUGUUCAUUUCUCCUGGGUUUUACAGCCGCCGUCCCAACAGAAAUUGAAAACAAAGGUUGUGCAAAAUUUUAGGGGGUAAAAAAGUGCAUUAUGGGAGAUGUGCAAGUGGCGUAUGAACCAUUUCAAAUAAAUAAAACUUUUUAGUUGUGGGUAAUUGCGUUCUGGUGCAGUGAAUUAUCUUCUAGUCGGGCUUAUUUAGGUGAAGGUGGUGCUUCUGAACUGUUAUCUUCGUUUGUUGUGUACAGGAGUUUGAGAUUUGUAAAACCAGCCCAAAAUGAGUUAUUUUUUUUAUUCAUUUUACAACAAUUAUUUCAUAGCAGUUGGUCUCUGACCUUUGCUAUGCUCAGUCGCGGGUAAUAAAAGUCUCUUACUGCGACAGCAGAAACAAUUCGUUCUAAAUUAAGGCUGGAAACUUGCACCAUUCUUGGAGUCUUUGUACUUCACGCGCGUUUCAAUCGUGCACCGCGCGAGUUGUGUUUAAAUGUUGAACACUCCAAAUCUUUUGUUCACUUUGACUGCGGCAACAAACUUUUUCCGGCUUAGUCCGCAAUAGCUAUAUUAUCACCUAACGUGAACUGUAUUCACAAUAGCAGUAUUGCCUUUCAGUUCAAAUUGCUUACUACUGUGGACCAACUCAAGUCGUUCGUGGACAGUUCACAGCUAACACCUGAGUUUGGAGGUGUAUUUCAUUAUGAUCACGACGAGUGGAUCAGAUUUAGAAUAGUAAGUUAUUAUCUCUUAUUACCUCUCCCCAUGAGCACCUUACUUGAUUUUCAGAUACCGUCACAUUUUAGGCUUGGUUAUACUCUAUAUGGUAGUUCAUCCUCCUGUCAACUUGGUUACGAAGCAUAAAAUCCCAGCCUUUAUCAGUACCUUUUGUUAUUAAAUUUCGAAUCCAGGGCUGAUCAAUAAAAUAAUCAUUCUUUUAAAAUUUGCUCUCUUGAACAACACGUUUGCUACAUUUGACAGAUACCUUAACCAUAUAGCCGGCCUGAAUCCAAUAUUACGGCAAGAUACACACUGUCCGCAGUCUUUAAUCGGUGGGCAAAAUAAUACCGUUCUUGAAAAAUGGGAAGACAGUUGACCCAUUUAGAAAUACGUGACUGUAAAUUUACAGAAUUUAGUGAAGACGUUUUUGAACUAAUCAACUAAUCGACUGCGUGUCUGUGAUUUAUUCGCUUUUUGUUGCUUUCGUGUCGAUGUCAGACGUGAGUCAUUAUCGCAUUUGAUUUUUUGAGAGCAGAAGGUUGUAUUGAAACUUCUUGAAAAUGUGGAUUUGUCUCUUUCAAUUGCUAUCAAUGCAUACUACUUUUUUAAAUACCAUUUACUUCUCAAGAACAUUAGCUAAAACCGGAAAGGGUAGAGUUAAUAACAUAAUUGUCACCCAUUGAUUUGCUGUAAUUAAUUUUUCUUUUGAAAUCGUUCGUGCUUAAUGGGGGUAAUUAAUAGUUCCCUGGAUCAUAUUAAAACUACUUCGUGUUGUGAAUAUUUUUGCAAAUACAAUAUUUAAUGCGGGAGUUGCAAGUCGUGUAUGCUAAUAAUGUUCCAGAACUGCCGUUUUUCUAUUAAUAUCUUUUGUAUAUUGGUCCGCUUGUGCGUCAUUGAGAUUACUUUGUUGAUUCUUGUGUUAUCUCAAGCGUAUAUGUUUGUCUGUACCUACAGUGUUCUUCAAAGACAUGAAAAAAAGGUUGAAAAAGCAGCACAGGUUGUUUAUAUUGAAUUGACGUCAUUUGGUUUCCUUUGUUCGUUCUUGGACAUCGCUAAAUUGAUCGCUUUUAGCUGUAAAAAGCAUCUAAUAAAGUUAUGCGGUACACAAUCUUUCCCCUCUUCUUACAUUACCCCCUCCCUCUCCGUUACCACCGUUGUACUUUGUCCCACGGCCGAAUAUUCAGUUUGUUUACACCAUUGCUUCUGCGUUUUUGCACAUUUAGUUAUAAAGGCUGCAAUAUAACUAAAUAACUCCUAAACAAAAGGGAAAGGCGACAAAUUGUCUUCCUUCAGUUCCAGGCUUGAUUACUGCUCUUCAAUUCUUCUAGCUAUUCUUUCCCGCGGGUGAUUUUAGAAGAUGAUGUUAGAUUAAGCAAAAAACUCGGUUCAUGCUCCCGCUUUCUUUGAAAUCGGUUUUCCGUUGCGGUCAUGUUUAUGAAUUUUGAAAAACUAAUCCUUGUUAAGACUCCAACAAGAUGUAAUUUAUAUAAAGAGAAACAAUGGCUUUCAAAGAAACAACCGCUUGGUACUGUUCUUUAAUUUUUUAUUUAACCAAUUCGUGCAUUUAAUUUGGACCAAUUGUACAUCUAGCGCUCUUUUGAAAAUAUUUCAUAAAAAGCAGUCCUCUAAUGGACUUUUGUACUAUGUGCGGUAGCGUUUUUUUCAAUUAAAGGUCGACCGCUACUUAAUUGAAGGCUAAUUAAGGAAGAGUAUCUCUAUUUUUAAGAAAAUAUUCCUUUGUUCCCAUGAGUUGAGUGUUAUAGAAGAAACCGCAGCUUUGAUUUUCGGCUCUCGUAUAGGAGCCGAUUUCCGUUUAUCCAUCGCAAAAGUAUUAAAUACUGUGUAACUGACAACUCGUAUGUAUCAACAUCACUUCCGUAAAACCGGCUUUUUAGCUUGUGCUAUACUAAGCGUAGCGCAGGCGGUUUGAUCCGGCGUUUCUCUCCCGGAUGGAGUCAAGUGGUUGCCCAGUUAUUAACGCCGUCCACGCGCGCGCGCACGCAAGGGGAGGUACUCAGUUCACAAUUAUUGAGCUAUUAAUGCUUUUAAUUGUUGCUGUUAUGUUUCAGAAACUAGAGCCGUUCAUGACUGGAUGUAGAAGUGCAGCCAAACUUGCCAUGGGAGUGAUGCAGCAGUUCACAAGCAAAAAAAUCGGGGAUAGCAUUCAGGAAUGUAAAAAUCUACUCGAGGAACAUCAUCAAAAAAUCAAGGAUGUAUUUGAGGACAGUAGAUUAUCAGCGCUCCAAGUUGAAGGAGAGCAAAUACUGAUUAGAUUACAAGAAGAUCAAAGUGUGUUACCUUCUGUGCCUGACUAUAUAGAGACAGUCAAUUGUGUGACAAAACUGUAUCAUCAAAUGAAUGAAGUGUUUUGUAAGCUGGAGAUGCUAAUGGAAAACAGAACCAGGAAAUUAGAACAGUGUCUGGCGUUGAAAGAGUUCGAAAGAGAUAUUGACGAGGUAAAGCAAAGAAAGCCAAAGUUAUGUGAAGUAUGCUGUCGUUUAAUAAUAUAUCGCUAUAUUUUUGCUACUUUGUUUCCGACCGUUAUGAGCCAAUCAGUUAACAGUACGAACAUUAAGAGUACCCGACUAUAGUGACUGUCCUUCCGAGGGUAGCGAAGUUUUGAUCUAAUUUAGUAUCGCUAUGAGUAGUAUCAUGUAUUGCUUUUCGCUUCUAGCGGAAAUCAAGGCUCAAUAACUACUAGGCUGCGGAAUUUGGCUUUCCCGUUGAAAAUAGAAGGUUAUAUAUAAACAGCGGUAGCAGUAAUUUAUAACGGUUAUGAAUCAAGUCAUGUUCUCGUAUGAUUCUCCUUUCGGUUCGGUUUAGUUGGUUUAAUUGGUUUCCCCGUGGUCGUUUUAGUAGAAGGCAGAUUGUGACUGCAAAUUGUUUUGCGUCGGGGCAAUGAACAGUUAAAAACUAAAUUACUGUUGUUUGAAAGCGAGUGCUUCCACAAGGCUCGUUUAUAGUUUGUUUUUGUGGAACUUAUUUUAGCUGUAGACUAGUCAACAGAAAGCUGUCUUAUUGUUAAGUUGUUUCGACAGUAAGAAAGACCAAAAACUGAAACUUAUUUGUAAAUGCCAGUUUUCAUUUAUAGUGAAAAAAAAAAACCUUAUCUACGGCUGCGUUUUGACAAACUUUGAACGAUCUCAAUAAAAUUAGUUUAGCUUUCAGCAUUAUUAACACUGUCAAGAACAUAGAAAGAUGUCUUUAAACGAAAUGAGUUCUCAAUGUUCGUUCAAAUGAAUCAAAUGAAUGUUGAAGCAACGUUUCUGUUGUGUACUAGCUAUCAAAGUUUAUUCAGCUGCCUAAGAUCAGUUUUGAUUUAUAGGUGAUGAACUGGAUGUCCACAAAAGGGGAACAGUUUUUAGACAAACACACCGGGAUAGGAGACUCCAUUGGACACGUUAAAACACUACAAGAGGACUUCGGAAAUUUUGAAAAUAAGGCCAAGGUAUUUAUUAACAACGUUUGUGACAUGUUCUGUAUAUUUACAUUAAAGGAAGUUUUCAUGUGCACACAUGUACGCUCGUAUACAACAUUUUGCAUUUGGCUUUCAGAAUUUCCGUUUUACUUUCUUACUCACUAAGUUAUAAAACCACUGCGAUGAAGUUAUUCCAGUUUUUAUGGAAACUGCCAUAACAAAAAAAUUUGUUUUUAUUAAAAAAGACAAUGUCCCUAGUACUAAGCGUCACUGUUGUAAGCAUAAUACACUUCUGAUCCUUCAGUGUAUUUUGAUUUGUUGCUUAAUUGUCGGUUUUUAAAUUUUGUUAGUGCUACUGUGACCGAGUAGAAAAUCUUCUUGAGGAGGGAAGCAGUAUGUCUCAAGGAGGCCACUACGAAGGAAUUGGAAUCAAAGAAAGGAAAAGAACCUUGGGGGAGAUGUACAAGAGAUUUUGUAGAAAGCUGGAACACAGAAGGCAGCAGCUAAAUUCCUGUAUGGAAUUUUAUCAACUUGCCGAGCAGGUAAUCUAAUCAUUGAGUUGUUUAAAUAUGCAGCUCGGUCUUGAAACUUUCACGGCUAAGCUAAGCAUAUAAACUGAACGAGACUUGCUGUGUGGUUCAACAUUCGGAUUUAGAAUGUUUAUAUCCCUUAAUGUGUUCGUUCCCCGUUACAUUUAUUAUUUUUCAUGAUUGUUGCCGGGUUCCCCGCUUCCCCUGUUCGAAUCCAUGAUCACGUGGCAGUUGAGCUUGUUUGCUGAGACUGAUCAGUGCGUUAUUUUAUGUUGUAUCGCAGGCGUCAGAAUGGUCCAUGGCCACACUCAAACAAAUGGCAAUGAUGAACAUGGAGGAGAUUCUUCAUUUGGAAGGUGUGACUGCACUGACUCGCGGCUUAGAAAAGUAUCUUCAAGAGACACCAGUUUGGACUGAGAGUAGACUCAACAGAAUAUCAGAGCUUGCUACAAAUCUGGGCAGCGCUAAGCUUGUCAAGGAAGCUGAAAGUAUACUCACACGCUACAAUGAGAUAUUAGACAUGUUACACAAGAGACAAGAAACACUUAACAGAGCUCAGGAAAGACUUUCGGUUAGUACCAUUGUGACCGACAGAACUAAGAUAUGUCAUAUAUUUAAUAGACGUCUUGUCGUUAUCGCGAGCUUUAUGAUGCUGGUUUUCUGUUACUGCACCCCUGCGUGUGCACGUUACCGAGCUCGUGGUACGGUGUAAUCCCCUUUUCACGAAGGAGUUAAAAUUUAUGAUUAUUACAAUUUAACUUUUGAUAUUUUUCAAAUCACGAAAGUCGUGUAUCCUGCAGAUUCUGCGGCCUUCAAUUUUCAUGCUGGCAAUUCUUAACCGAAUAGUCCAACCUGACAUUUGUGCUGGAGCCGCGCGUUUGCUUUACUGGACGAGCAUUUAUCUGAGUGUUGCACAUUAAUGUCUUUCUCCUAACUCUGUGUCAUUUUAGGGCCAUCCCUCAAGUGAAGCUAGUAGUACUGCCACUGGUGGUAGUGACGAGUCCACCUCGUCCAGUCCUGGCCAAGAGGAGGAUGAGGACGAAGACGAUGGGGACUUGUUAGUUGAAAGCGAAGACGAAAUUGAGACCCAACCCAUCACGCAGGUGGAUGCUCCUGUUCGACGUAAAAGCUCCAUUCCAGUCACCCCACCCCCAUUGUAUUCAUGGAAGGAAGUACGUAUCCCUUCAAAGCCAACGAUCUUUUCCAUCAUCAAAAGAUGCAAACUUCCAUCUCUGACUUUUUAAGACUAACUGAAUUCAAAACGGUUUGUUUCUCUUUCAGACUGAAAUGCCAGUAAUCGAGGAAGUUCCUGUUCUGAACCCGCGAGUAGAAGAGUAAGUCGUACAUCUUACGUUUGAGUUUUACCUCCAGUUUCGUUUCUGUGCUUCUCCUUUUUCUGUUGCUGUUGUUAUUUCUAUCGUGUAUUUUUCCCAGCAAAGCCACCUUUCUAUAAUAAUACUGAAUUACAAAUAACGUAGUACCCGCCACCCAAAGGUGCUGCCAAAGAUUUAUUGGAUUGUUUUAUAUUGUACUCGGCAAUUUUUUGUUCUACCCUUUCAGAAGUUGUAAAGAUAUUUAUACAUGCCCCCAAAAUUAAGUCAAUCCCUUCUUGUGUUUCAUCUUAGAAAACUGAUGUACAUCUUUCAAGAGAUGAUUGAUACGGAAAGAGAUUACGUGAAGUCAUUGCAGUAUAUAAUGGAUGUAAGUCAACCCCGCUUUCUUAGAAUUCAGUUUUUUAUCAGUAUUUGGGUGUUUGUUGAGCUUUAACCUGUUAUCUCGGGUUUUUUUUGUGCUCCGUAGAAUUAUUUGGUGGAAAUGGACAAUCCUGUGUUACUGCCAUCAUUAAAAGGGAAAAAGAAUAUUCUGUUUGGGAACAUAGAAAGAAUUCACGACUUUCACAAACGGUAAGGGUCUAAACAUUGCAGCCGGUGAUGAGGAAGAUUUCUUUGUGGGGUGUUAGUGUCUAAAUCGUUUUCAGAUCAAGACCGCGCAAAAUUCUGACGCAUUAGGUUGGUGUAUACCCAUACUGCUAAUAUAUGGGAUCGUUAAUCCUUCGCGGGGGGUGGGGUGGCGGCAGAUCUUAGUACGGGUAAAUCUUUCCACUCGUCAGAUGCAGGUUGUAGUGUUUCAGUCUAAUUCUCUUAUGUGUCACGUUGACUCUUGAUCUGUUUAAAGCGCGACACAGAUCCUCCCACACGAAACGUUUAAAAUCAAAAUCAAAUACCACCACUACUUGUCUUUUUAGGUAUUUCCUUCAAGAACUGGAAGCAUGUAAGGGCAGAUUCCUUGAUAUAGGAAGCUGUUUUUUGAAAUGGGUAAGUACGGAAAACAUCGACAUCUAAGACCUUGGGACUAGCAACCUUUUUAGCAAAACAAGUCUGUCGCAAAAGCGAUGGUUUUCCUUAGCAAUAAUCGCUUUUAGUGACCAAAUUAGAAGAAGGCAACUUAAUUGAUCUAGCCAGCACAGUAAUAUAUUCUCAGUACCAGGAACACCCGAGCACAAAGCCAAAUGAGCCUAAAUGCAUAAGAUAUGGGAGAAUCGGCCCGCAGAUUUGUGAGUCGGUGGACAAGGAGAGAAUACUAGGUAUGCCUCAUCGCUGCGGGGAGGAGGGUGGGGCGAGAGCUGCUAUCAAGGGUGCCAAGACCUACGCUUUACUAGAACUAGCAGAAUAAUCAAGCUGCAGGCUGCUCUGGAAACUUAUGGACAAGGUCUGUGGGUAUGCCAUGUAUUCCCCUGGGCCACGCUGAGAAUUUUAGGAAGUACAUUGAUGCUAACUUAGGCAUUUGUGCGUGUUUUCCUUAGUGGAAAUAGCGAACAAAUCGACUACGAACGGAUCACUAACUACUGAGGAUCAAGGAUUUUUUUUACCUUUAAAAGUAGUUGUUCUGUUUGAGAUGACCGCUCCCUUAAACUUUUUAAAUCCAUGAAAUUCCCGCUUCUGAAAGAAAGCUCAGUAAGGUCCGUCAAGGCUACGUUAGCUAUUUCCAUGUUUGCAAUACUUGGCUGAAAAGUUUCUUUCCCAAUUUUUUGUUGUUGCUGCUUGUUGCCGGUAUUGAAGUGCUUUUUGUACUUGGUUCCAGGAGCGACAGUUCUACCUGUAUGCAUUGUAUAACAAGAACAAACCGCGUUCGGACCAACUGCUAUCCGAUCAUGGAAAUGUUUACUUCCGGGUAAGCACAAUGUUUUGGGUUGUUUUUUUUCCUGUUUGUGUAACUUCUUAAUUUGUUUAGUACCAUAGCCUUUCCUCAAAAAUCUCCUCCAUCAAUUAAACGAGCAGUGUCACAAUAAGAAAGUAUUGUAAUAGAGGGUUGCUUCAAGCUCAGCUGUACUUCUAAUCUUACUUAAAAUCAAUCACAUUUAUGGUCCCUAAUUAAACUUUCUGUAACAACCAAAGUUAUCUCAGGGGUAGGGGGGGGGGGGGGGUUUGACCUGUCGACACAUCAUGUGGAAUGUGUAAGCUGGCGUUGUGCGUGUUUCUUUUGGCCUUUUUUUCUUGGGGUUGCUGACUGGCCAGCGGUUUCUCCUUAAUAAUAUAUCCACUAUGACGGUUAUAGUUUUUCUUACUUUCUUCUCUGUUUUUUUAUUUUACAUUAAAACAUAUCUUUUUUGUGUCCUAAUAUUAAUCUUUUUUAAAAAACCAAGUUUUUCGGGGGGGGGGGGGGGGGGGGGGGUUGUAGCCUUGCCAACACUCUAGGAGAUUUGUGUAUCCAUUAUGUUGCUUUGUUUUUUUGCAUGUGUUUUUAGUGAUGGGAAUGAAGGUCCGCGUUUUCACUUGGAAGUAAUUACAAGUCUCUACUAAAUAUUGUUACACUGAUUUUUCAGGCUCGUCAGAAAGAACUUGGUGACAAACUUGACCUGGGAAGUUUCCUUAUUAAACCAGUACAAAGGAUGGGAAAAUACAGUCUUCUGCUCCGGGUGAGUAUAUAGCUAGCUUUUUCAAAAAGAUAGAUAUGGACAUGUAUUGAAUAACUUUUGGUAAUUGAUUUAAAUUCCAGGAUAUGAUCAAGGCUCUGGACGUUGGACAUCCGAAAAUCGCCGAACUGAAGGUAAAAAGAACCACACAGUACUUUUUAGUCUCGUCGGAACUGAAGCUUUAAAUGGCCGGCGUUUCGUAGAUACAGCGCUUACCACAGUAGUUGUGUUCACCCAUUUGGAGUAAGGUCUAUUGUUAGUUUUCCCUUUUGAUUAAAAUCCAGAAACACUCCAACUUGCUUUGGUGGGUCCAGUUAUGGACAAAAGAGUGGAGUUAGUAACUUGUAGGCUCGGAUAACCAUAUAUUUGCUUUUUAUAUGGCAAGCUUCUGAUUUUGUCCUACUUUGUUAAGUAUAUUUAGUAGAACUGAACUAACAGCAUUGCUUUGUAAUUAUUGUUUUAUUGGCAGGCAGCAGAGGAAAUGGUGAAAUAUCAACUGAGACACGGCAAUGACCUGUUAGCUAUGGACUCUCUCAGAGGAUGCGAUGUAAGUUGUUACAGAACCACGGACUAUCGACACUCAUAGCCGCGCAUUUGUUACGACGAAUCCUGCAAUAGAUUAGUCCUAUUUCUUUUCGCGAAAGGUUUGAACCAAGGAAUCAUUUCUUAAAUAGGCUAAGUAUGAUGUCCGUGUGAACGUAGUCCUGAAUAGGACUGUUGUUGACAGUUACUGACGUUUCGACAACUUGUGCGGUAGUCAUCUUCAGAGUCAAAGUGAGUUGUAUCACGUCAGCUGAGGGUAUUGAACUCUGGUUAUUGACCUGAUUGGUCAAUUAAGUCUCGAUGUUAUUGGUCGUCUUUAGGCAGUUUCAGCUGUUAAGCCACACUUAAGGUCGGUUAUUUAAACGAAGUCUAACUUAGACUUAGACUUAGGCUACUGAGUAGCCCCUCAGUAGCAUCUUUUAAAAAGACACUCAAAAGACAUUUUUGUUUCAGAAAGCUGUUUUGUAAUUUUAUGUGCUUUUUAAUCUCGUUUUUAGUAGGUUUUAUGCAGUUUUUUACGAUUUAAGUAGUCUAGGUAAUUUUUAUAAUUUUAGUGUUGACACAAUUGUUUGAACUCUUUUUGGUAGGUUCAUGCACUUUGUAUACUUUCUGCAGUCAUUUUUUUGAAAUAUUUAUUUUUAAGUGCUGAUGAAAAUAGCAAUAAUAAUAUCGGCGCUAUAUAAGAUUUAUUAUUAUUAUUAUUAUUAUUAUUAUUAUUAUUAUUAUUAGACCGCGGUUUAGGAAAUCUUUAGAUUUCUAGUUCUCGUCCAUAGUGGGUUAUUUUAAGAACAUUCUUUUUUAGUCUACGCCAUAUGCUUUCAUGAAACUGUUCACGAUAAUUGAUGUUUGUAUAAAAAGGGUUCGGCAACUCUAAAUUGUUUAGAACGUGGUUUUGUUAAUCACUGGCUAAAUAACUGGCCCUUAUAGUUUUGUAAGCUGUACUGAAUUCUGGUAUUUCCCGAUAUCACGUUUUUAGAAGAUAUCAAGCCUGACCAGCGCUUAUUUGACAUUUGUAGAUGAACGUGAAGGAUCAGGGUCGUUUGUUACGCCAGAAUAAUUUCACCGUGUGGAAUGGCAAAAAGAAACGGCAGCGGCGAGUAUUCUUGUUGGAUGACUUGGUUAUCUUCAGUAAAGUCAGAAAACAAGCUGGAGGAGUGGACCUAUUUUAUUACAAGAACUCGCUCAAGGUUGGUUAAUUGAGCGGAAAACAGGGUUUGGUUUGUACUAAUGUGAUAGGGAGCUCAUUCGGCUGAAGGUGAAACACAACUGAAUAUUGUUAUCAUAGUGGGAACAAUAAAAUGUUUUUCUUGCUGGCUUAGCUUGCAAAAGAGGCAAAAAAUGAAGUUUUCCUGCACUGAAUGGAACCUGCGCUCGAGUGACAUGUUAGUGUAUUAGUUUUCAUGCUCAUCACGUGAUUCAGUUUUUAUUUCUUGCCGUACAGUGCAACAGCUUUUUCCCACCCUUUCGCCUUUUGCCAAUUCCAAAAAGAAAUGUGUGUUAGUUUGACAGUAGUGUGUUAGGUUCAGGAAGGGUUUUGUCUUUUUUCCUUUAUCCAUUGUAAAUUUUUUUUAGCGCUAGUGAUUAAAGUGCUGUUGCAUUGUCCUGUGGCACUGAGACAAAUGCCAUUCACUGUGUGAGAAAUGUGGAUUGUUGGUUGCCUGCGUACCUGGCGGCAUUUUUCGCGCGUCAUCGUUUCAUUCCACGAGUGUUUUGUUGUCUUUAGUUUGUAAAGACCGCAGAAGAAUGAGGAUGAGUCAAGUGGAGGUGGGAUUCAGUUCCACCCCUCCGCCCCAUGUGGUAGCCCCCACGCCUGAAAAACUCCGCAUUCUAAUUCUGCUAGCUACGCAGGCCAGGUUGCACGUGGUUUUUAAAUGAAAGAAAUGAGAAAUGUUAUGUUUUUGUUUUUUUUCAUUGAUUUUGUUUGAUACUGGUUUUGUCCAGGGAGAUGAUAAAGUAACUUUUCUACAUAUUUUUCAUUGAGAAAGAAUUGAUACUGAUUGUUAGCCGUCUUUGACCUUCAAAAAGUAUUUUAUCAAGCAUUUUGAAGCAUACUGAUUUUUGUUGCUUAUCUCUUUUUAUCUGUCAUUUCUUUUAUUCAGACUACCGAUUUAGGUCUCACGGAAAAUGUUGGUGACAGCGGGCUCAAGUUCGAAUUGUGGUUCAGAAGAAGGAAGCCUGAAGAUACUUUUAUUCUACAGGUCAGCGGAUUAGCUCUUCAAAAUAGAUUGAUUGUUAACCUUUUCAUUGACGUGGGGGAAAGGUGAAAGACGGUCGUUCAUGCUUUUCGCUCAUUUCAGGAAACAGAGAACUUUGUUCUUAAUGGCAGCAUUUGAUGAAUAAAGAAGUAGGUUGAAUUAGCAACGUACCCGGGGGUAGUGGCUGGGGGGGUUGGGGUUGGGAGGGAGGUGGGGUGGGGUGGGUUGCGGAUACCACUUAGUACAGUGUGCAUUAUAGCAAGGAACUCAGUACAGUCCCCCAUAACCCUCGGUUUUUUUUCGUGAUUCUGCAGGCGCAGACGCUGGAAGUAAAGACCGCUUGGGUGACGGAAAUUACGCGAUUGCUAUGGAAACAAGCCAUGCGCAGUAAAGGUACGUGUUUUCUAACGAAACCACCACUGCGUAAGUUCUGAAAGUACUUUUUAUUUGAAGGAGAAAUCAGUUGUUAAGACGCCCUGAAAGUGAGCAUUAAUUUGUUACUUGCUUCCUUGAUUAACAGAGUAUGGUUUAACAGAGGCGUCAACUGGAAUCAGUGUGGGAAGCCAGCCGCCGUUGGUGAUCCCGAGCACUCAGCCAGGAGAUACCUCACCGUUCCAAACACCUCCUUUUCAAGCAUUAUCCAACUUAACCCAUAGUCAUCUCAUAAGGAGGUUCUCCACUCCGUCAGCUGGUUCCAGUCCUCGCUCAACAAGGAAACGUUUAUCACUUGCCAGCAAUGAAACAACUUCCAGUGUUGAAUCAUCCAGCAGCAGUGGUGUUCACGAUUUAAACCUGGCUACAACAGAGGAGGAGGCUUCCAUUCGAAGCUGUAUUUCAACACCACUUGAAGAAAAACUCUCUAACGCUGUCAAACGAAACAGGCAGCGGAAAUUGUCUCGUGAAAUAUCGCCAAAGACACAUUCAAAUAUUAUAGAAAGACUAGGUGAGCAAGCUGACCAUUAUACUGACAGACCAGGGAGUCUAAACGUUGAAGAAACGCUAGCUUUAAAAGUUGGUAAAGAUAUUCUUGAAGAGGACAGGAAAAGAAAUAGAACAGCUCCGUCUCUCGCUGAACGAGAAAGAUCUAAAAGUACGGAGGAAACUACAAGUGAAUCACCAGUUUUACGAAGAAACACCAAGGAAAAGGACAUAAAUAAUACGGUACCUCGUAGGCGCUCUUUCAUCGAGAGGAUUUCUAUUAAAUCACAUUUUGACAUUGUCUCAAAACGACGAAACUCGCUGGACAUGUCAUUUGCCAAAAAUGGAAGAAGUGGUGAAGUUGGCGAGAGUCAACCAAGGAAACGAAGUGGACAAUCUACAGAGGUACAGAGAACUUAG
Messenger RNA from Porites evermanni, 30171 nucleotides. NCBI's taxonomy places the organism in Eukaryota, Metazoa, Cnidaria, Anthozoa, Scleractinia, Poritidae. The record is from the annotation of a GenBank genome assembly.